AUGUCGUCCGAUCAAGUAGAUACAAAUCCUGAUAAGGAUAAACAACCUCCUGUUGAAGUGAUUGAUUGGAAUGGAUUAAUUCAAUAUACUCAAUUUUUAUGUCAAGGUCCAACAAGCAAAGUCAAGAUAUGUUUAAUUGAUGAAGAAGACGAAGAAAUUUGUAUACAAACCAAAGAUAACUUUGAUUUAAAUGUUAAAUAUGCACAAGAUCAUGGUAUUAAAUCUUUAACACUUGUUGUCUAUAUUGAUGAUAAACAUAUAUUUAAUGGAAUAUAUCAUAUCGAAAAACCGAUUAAAAAAAUGGCUUUUCCUAUUGAUAAAUUACAAUUACUUCAAGAUAAAGUUCUUGCUGAAAAAUGGUAUAUACCAGUUAAACAAGAUGAAGCAUUAGGCCUUUGUCUUACGGCAGCAAUUCAAAUAGCAGAAGAAGGCAAACUUGAAGAUAAUGCUGAUUGUAAACGAUUUAUUGAAAAUAUUUUACCGGAUGCACUUUACAAAUUACAAACUACUAAAUCAGUUUUUUCAUGGUCACGUGAAGUUCAAUGCGGAAUAUUUGAAAUGCUUGAAUUAUUUAUUGAUUUAAUUGGUACACGUCUUCGUUAUCCACCUGUACCAAUAAAAUUAUUAGAUACACUUGCUCUAACGUUUGAUACGACCACAGCGUUCUCCCAAAAACAUAAACAUGAACCUUUACCAUUACGACGUGUAUAUACAUUAAAAGAUGAAUUUUUCUUACGUGAAAAUAUUGGUAAUGAAACUUUUGGUUGGCUUCGAUCGCUUAUUCAACGUUUUAUUGCACAAAAUGGCUUACAAAAUAUUCGUUUACAAUUUGAAUAUAUUGAUUCUUCAAAUUCAACAAAAGCGGCAAUGGAAUAUAAUACAUUACUUAAAAUAUUUUCGAAAUGUAAUCUAUGUAUAGAUGCUCAUCGUUUUCAUUUAAUUUUUACACGACCAAUUCGUCAAGCAAUUCAAUAUCUUCAAACACAAACAACUUCUAAUGAAUUAAAAGAAUUAUAUGAAACAUUAAUUGAUAUUUGUUAUAAAUAUGAAAUAAGAGAUGAAAUAUCUAAAUUACGUACAUUACCAUAUAGUUCAAAUGUCGAUGAAACUUUAUCAACAUUUGUUGACAGCUGUUCAGAAACAACGCCGCUUAUUGAGGUAAAUAUUGAAAUUCAAAAAAAAAAAUAG
Rotaria sp. Silwood2 is the source of this 1188-nucleotide messenger RNA. The record is from the annotation of a GenBank genome assembly. Lineage: Eukaryota; Metazoa; Rotifera; Eurotatoria; Philodinida; Philodinidae.